Messenger RNA from Vespa velutina, 2627 nucleotides. RefSeq names its product UDP-xylose and UDP-N-acetylglucosamine transporter-like (gene Efr). The coding region runs from base 1378 to 2385 and encodes 335 amino acids. Gene Ontology annotation, cellular component: Golgi membrane; endoplasmic reticulum membrane. Gene Ontology annotation, biological process: transmembrane transport. Gene Ontology annotation, molecular function: UDP-xylose transmembrane transporter activity; UDP-N-acetylglucosamine transmembrane transporter activity. The transcript has 5 exons. The record is from RefSeq and is a predicted model, not a curated record. Lineage: Eukaryota; Metazoa; Arthropoda; Insecta; Hymenoptera; Vespidae.
CAAAUAUAGAAAAAUGAAAAGUGUAUUAUGAAGAAUAAAUAUAAUAAAAAGCGACGGCCUUGAAUCAAGAAAUAAACUAAGUUCGCUUGUAUUAAAGGAUACCUGUAACUGUCUUGAUGACAAUGGCGCCUAUCGUACGUACGAAUCCCAAGCGCUUAUAAAAUCAAUACUACAACAUAUCGUUCUCGAUUGUCGAUGAUAUUGAUAUAUGAAGAAAAAGUUUAAAGUAUUCGAUAAAAAUCAUAACAAUAUCAACAUAUUCCAAAGUGGUUUUAAUUAACUUAUUCGAGGAAAUAAAUAAUCGCGAGAAAUUAUAGUUAUCUUUAAAAUUUGGGUUAACGUCAUCGUUUGUAUUCAUAUACAAUUCAAGACUAUUCCUGUUAAUCGUUUUCAAUUAAAAACUGGUAAUAUCUACUUACAAUAUUUUUCUGAUUUUGUUGUAACAAGUGUUAAUGUGGAAACGUGGAUGAAAUACUUAAAAGAGCUCAAAAGAGUCGUUUGUUCAUCCGGACUUCGUUAAAACAAUCAGAAACCAUUGUGACCUCACGUGACAGUAAAAUUGCGUGCUGCUGCCUCUCGACCCACCCGACAACUAAACGAUAAACCAUGUAAUGGAUCAGCUGACUUACAAAGCGUCUUCUACAAGCCCCGACGCAGUGUUGCCACUUAUAAAUUUCAAAUAACUUUUCGUUUGCAACACGAUUUCUAUACUGUGAGAUAGAUAUGUAGCGUGAUAAUAAUUAUAUGUGUAUAUUAAAGAUGUUCCUUAUUUAGUCAGCAACAACUGAAAAUCUGAAAUCGCGCCAUCUGACUUCAAAAGUAUGGAGUUAAAGUCAUAAACACAAGUGUUUUAGAAUGCAGUUUAGAAAUUCAAAAAAUAUUUAUUGACCUUCAUAUAUGCCUGAUUAAUUGCAUGCGCUUUUCUUAAAUCGUUAAACAAACAUUAUAUACGUAAUUAUUCAUCUAUAUUAAGGAGCUAUUUUGCAAAGUAAUUUAUUAUAUUAUAAACAAUAUGAUUUAUUACUUUUGUUGAUUAUUUUUUUACAAAUUGUAAAUUGCAAUAAUAAAAAUAAAUAAAUAUACAUUUUAUAUAUGAUUUAAUCAUUACAUUUAAAAAUAAUCUAUUAAGGAUGAACUGUCUAAUUAUAUCAGAGAUAAUUUAUCACCACACAUUAAUAUUGUUAUACUUCCGAUAAUACGAUAUAUUAUAAGAAUUUACGUAAUGGAAUAGAUAAUCAUGAAUAGCUAUUUAUCAGUAGUAUUUUAAAUAAAGCGGUGCUUGUAUUUUAUGCGUCGACUAGAAACUCGAAUAGUUCGUAAUACGUUCGUCGAAGUGAUUUGUAGGUUAAAAGAAGAAAAUUAAAAUAAAUUUUUAAAAUGCGUGCAGCAAUUGCAAUAUUUUGUGUUUUUUUGGGAUGCUGCACUAAUGUAGUUUUUUUGGAACUGCUUGUUAAAGAUGACCCAGGUAGUGGGAAUCUUAUUACAUUUUCACAAUUUCUCUUCAUAGCCAUAGAAGGAUUUUUAUUCACUUCAAAAUGCGGAACUGUAAAACCCAAUGUCGGUAUAAAAGAUUAUUUCAUAUUAGUGACAAUGUUUUUUAUUGCUAAUGUUUGUAAUAAUUAUGCAUUUGAUUUUAAUAUACCAAUGCCUCUUCAUAUGAUCUUCAGAGCUGGUUCUCUGAUAGCUAACAUGAUAAUGGGUAUUAUAAUAUUAAAAAAACAUUAUGCAUUUAGUAAAUACUUAUCUGUUUUGAUGAUAACUCUCGGAAUUGCAAUAUGUACUAUUGUCAGUGGCAAAGAUAUAAAAUCCUUGCAAUCUAAGCACGUUGAACAUCUUCCAACAACACCAUGGGAUGAUUUUUUUUGGUGGAUGUUAGGUAUUACAUUAUUAACUAUUGCAUUAUUUGUUUCUGCUAGAAUGGGUAUAUAUCAAGAGGUAUUACAUGCACGAUAUGGGAAAAAUGCAAGAGAAGCUUUAUAUUAUACGCAUUUAUUACCAUUGCCAUUUUUUUUAACUUUGACAUCUAAUAUUAAGGAUCAUUUAGUAUUGGCAAUGGCAUCAGAUCCAUUGAUUAUACCUGUGAUUAAUUUAUCUGUGCCAAAAUUAAUUGCUUAUUUAAUUGGAAAUGUUCUUACACAAUAUAUUUGCAUAAGUUCUGUAUUUGUAUUAACUACAGAAUGCAAUUCUCUUACAGUAACAUUGGUAAUAACUUUACGAAAAUUCCUUUCUUUAAUUUUUUCUAUUAUUUAUUUCAAGAAUCCAUUCACUAUGUACCAUUGGAUUGGUACAUUUCUAGUCUUUGUAGGGACAGUAAUAUUUACAGAAAUAAUACCAAAAAUCUCUCAAAAUCUGCAAUACAUUACAAAGAAAGAAAAAGUACAAUAAGAAAGUAUAUAGUCUCAAUUUUUUAUUUAAACGAAAUUGUGAAAAUAAACGAAUAAAUGAAUGAAUAAGACAUUUUCUCGUUAAAUACAUUAUGGAGUAAUAUACAAAGUUAGUUUAAUAAAUAAAAAUUGUAGUUUUAGCUAAAGAGUUUAAAUUACUAAUGCUGCUAUAUCAGAAAUAUAUCUGAGAGUAUUUACGGUCGAAUUCAUGUGAAUUCGACCAUAAAUAUAUUUUAUAAGAAA